AUGAAAGAAGCCCCAACACAACCAUCUUACAACGUCGCGGAUGGAAAACUGUCAGUCGAUGACGUCGAUCGACUUGCCGCAAUGUACGCGAAACAACGCACGACCGUCUCUUCCCUGAAGGCCGACGGCCACGAAAUGGUCAAGUUACCCGAAGGUAACUAUGGUCACGCGGUCCUUGCCCAGGACACGGCUCAAGUAGGUGUCACAAUGCUUGGGAAGAUUGUGUCGAUUGAUCGAUCCCUCAACAGGGAUGCCUCCCGUGUAGUAAAGUAACGCGAACAGCAAAACGUUUAGGGGAGCAGCCCGUUGAUAUACCUUCAUGAUGUCAACCAACCACCCAUCCAGCCUUAUUAGAGACGCAGAUAUCGAACGGGUGGGCCGACCCGAACUGUUCUCGAGACAAAUCGGCCUCGAAGCUCGCGACACCCGAAGCGGUCGUCGUGGAAGCUCUGCAACGAAUACGGGACAAGGUUUCUCGAGGAAUGGCUGCCGCAUCAUGCAGCAUAGCUACGCAUUCGAGUAAGUAACUUUAUGAACUGUGUGCUCUUGGUGUGGGCUUGUUGAGGAGCUAAUGGAAAGCUACGGCAAGCGGCAAUUCCCUUCAACACGUCUUCUUUGAAUGUCUACCCUCGAGUUGUUUUUCUUCACCGUGAGCUGGUGACACUGCAUGCGUGAGUUAUUACGUGACGUGGCUGUGCAGUCUUAGGUAUGACGGAAACUGAUAUAAAAAACAGACAUUGGACUUCAGUGACAGGAGGUGACCCUAUCCCCGAAAAGGGGGGGCACCCACCGUGGCCUGCCUGGAAAACGACAUUGAUGCCGACAGAUACCACAUGUUCUACAACAACGCUCGCGAAGGAAGCUACAAUGGCCGAAAUGUGGCAAAGUCUCACGCUACGCCGCUACCUGUAUCUGUAGCGAGGGCAGUGAAGACUCACAUCUAG
Molecule: messenger RNA, 944 nt
Organism: Microbotryum saponariae
Lineage: Eukaryota; Fungi; Basidiomycota; Microbotryomycetes; Microbotryales; Microbotryaceae
Source: the annotation of a GenBank genome assembly